This is a messenger RNA of Cavia porcellus (domestic guinea pig), 1382 nucleotides long. RefSeq names its product T-cell surface glycoprotein CD1c3-like. Gene Ontology annotation, cellular component: external side of plasma membrane. Gene Ontology annotation, biological process: immune response; antigen processing and presentation, endogenous lipid antigen via MHC class Ib; antigen processing and presentation, exogenous lipid antigen via MHC class Ib. Lineage: Eukaryota; Metazoa; Chordata; Mammalia; Rodentia; Caviidae. The record is from RefSeq and is a predicted model, not a curated record. Bases 52 to 1050 code for a protein of 332 amino acids. The transcript has 6 exons. Gene Ontology annotation, molecular function: exogenous lipid antigen binding; endogenous lipid antigen binding; lipopeptide binding.
UCCCAUAGAAAGGAUACAUUUUGGUGAGAAAGGGAGACAUCUUUAGAUGACAUGCUGUUUCUACAAUUUCUAUUUCUGGAUGCUGUCCUUGGAGGUGGUAUCACUAAAAAUGUGGUCCAGCAAAACAUUUCAUUUUACUUAAUUCAGAUCUCAUCCUAUGCCAACCAAUCCUGGGCACAAAAUCGUGGCUCUGCUUGGCUGGAUGAGUUGCAGACUCAUGGCUGGGACAGUGAAACAGGCACAAUAAUUUUCCUGCAUACCUGGUCCAGGGGUAACUUCAGCAAUGAAGAAAUAGUAGACCUGCAGCUUCUAUUUCGUGUCUACUUUUCUGGACUAACAAUGGAGGUUCAGGAACAAGCCAGUCAAUUUCAAAUCAAAUAUCCCAUUGAGAUACAGGUGAGAGUUGGCUGUGAGCUGCACUCUGGAAAGAUCACAAAAGACUUCCUCCAUGCAGCUUUUAAUGGAUUAAAUUUCCUGAGUUACCAAAACAAAUCAUGGGUGCCAUUUCCAGAGGGUGGGAUUAGGGCUCAGAAGGUCUGUGAUUUACUCAAUAUUUAUGAAGGCUACAAGGAAACAGCAUACUAUAUAAUCAGAGAAGUCUGCCCCCGUUCUCUAUUGGGUAUCCUGGAUGGAGCAAAGAUGGAUCUUCAGAGGCAAGUGAGACCAGAGGUCUGGCUGUCCAGUAGUCCCAACCUCCAGCCUGGUCGACUGUUGCUGGCUUGUCAUGUCUCUGGUUUCUACCCAAAGCCUAUUUGGGUGAUGUGGAUGCGAGGCACACAAGAACAACUGGAAACUAAACAAGGUGAUAUUCUUCCACAUGCUGAUGGGACAUGGUAUCUUCGGGUGACGCUGGAUGUGGAAGAUAAGGAGGCAUCUGGGCUGUCUUGUCGAGUGAGGCACAGCAGCCUGAGAGACCAAGACAUCAUCCUCUAUUGGGGACAUGGCCUCUCUGUGAUCUUGAUCACCUUUGCAGUGAUAGUGCCCCUGGUGCUUCUGAUAGUUCUUGUAUUAUUGUGUAAGAAACGUUGCUCAUAUCAGGGUAUCCCAUGAGAUGACUUCUCCAGCCUCUGCCUUGCUAACAAGAAGCCAAAUUCCCAAGGGCUUUGGACAGCAUGGUGAUGACACCCUUUCUACAAUAUGUUUGAGUUGCUUCUCUUUUUUCAUACUAAUUACUUGUUAAUUUGUUCCAGAUUAUGAAACUUGACAGGAUAGCACCUCUGUUUUUGUCAGUUGUAUUAAACCCUUGAUUGCUAUUCCUGAUUUCACUUUGUCCAGAGACCUUAUUGACCUUUGUGUAUGAAGCAGCCUUUCUUUCUUAUGGGCUCAGUGAGCCCUUCAACUGCACUCUGUUUCAAGCGUCCCUCUGUUGCUGCCUGAAUUGC